UGUUGCGCGCUGCAGGAAAUUUAGUCUUGUCUGACAUCAGGACGGUGCAGGAGUUUAAAAGCCAGAUCUGACGCUCGCCUGGUCUGGUGGAGUCACUUCCACGUUAUGCAAUAUUCGGUAAGCAAGUGGGAAACCAGAGACAGAGACACUAGAAGAUCUAUGACUGAAGGGCUUCAUGUUGCAUUACAGAAUGGAGAGCUGCGUUAUUUCACCUUUGUCAGAAGAGAUCAUUCCAUAUGAACACGAGGCUCGGCCCAUAUACGACUUCUACCCGUAUCUCAGCACUGAUCCAGAGACUCAUCCAGAGAGCGGAUGUGAAUACAGCAGUGUUUACGGGCAUCACAGCGAGUUCGAGCCUCCUCCUGGAAGCCACUUCACUGAGCUGCACACCAGCACGUAUCGCUAUGGGGACAUGGAGGCCUUUCAUCCCGGCGUAGACGCCGCCAUGGGGACCAUUCUACCUGUAGUUCCUCCACAGUAUACUUACAUCUCCCAUCCGCUGUACCAACGGUCCCCAGUCCCCCACUGCAGCACUGAUGAGGAGGAGCCUGGGGGACGCAGCCCACCGUUUGAGGUGUCAGAGGGCGAGGAGGACCAUGAUGGACAUCCCAGCACCUCCAGCACUCUGUCAGGAAACAAAAGGAAGGUGCGUCUUUACCAGUUCCUCCUGGACCUCCUUCAGGACGGAGACAUGAGGGACUGCAUCUGGUGGGUGGACAGAGAGCGAGGCGUCUUUCAGUUCUCCUCCAAACACAAGGAGACACUCGCCAGCCGCUGGGGCCAGCAAAAGGGCAACCGCAAGAGAAUGACCUACCAAAAGAUGGCAAGAGCCCUCCGCAACUACGGCAAGACCGGGGAGGUCAAAAAGGUCAAGAAGAAACUCACCUACCAGUUCAGCGGAGAUGUCCUGAGGAGGGUGACUAUGGAGAGACGGCAGUAUCAUCACUGACACUCCGGACACAGUGCAUCCUACCUAUAAUAGCAAUAUUCACAGAUAAUCUCAAACGUAAUCUCAGGGAUAUGACAUGCAUGUUAUUUGAGUGCUUUACCAUGGACAACAAGGUCAAACAUUGCAUAUUUGUAUGCUUUAACUGAUCAGGGUGACACUUGUACUUAAUUAACCCUCAUCCUACCCAUACAGUAAGUAAAUGUAGUUCAUUAUUAUUACUCAGUAGUUUACACUGUAACAAGGACGCCUUAAUAUACAGUGACCAUUUCGACUACUACUUAUACAUCACUAUUACUACAGCUAUUGAUUUUACAUGCAGUGGACUUUAAUAUUCAACGCAGUCAACUAUGAACAUGGUGUAUAUUAACAAUGUUUUUUCUCUUUUUUUAAUUUUAGAGAGAGAGAGGCACUUAACAUGUCACACUGAAUGACAUUAUAAUACUUUUAGUGAUUGUGUAUAGUAUGCUUCAUCAACUAGGACAUGAUUAAAUAGCCUCAUGUUGGGUUCUUAUUUGUUUGCAAAACCGUCUAAAGCAGGGGUGUCAAACUCAAUUCCUGGAGGGCCGAAGCCCUGCACAGUUUAGUUCCAACCCUGCUCCAACACACUUACCUGCAGGUUUCAAACAAACCUGAAGGACUCAAUUAGUUUGAUCAGGUGUGUUUAAUUAGGGUUGGAACUAAACUGUGCAGAGCUGCGGCUCUUUUGGAACUGAAUUUGACACCUGCGGUCUAAAGGCUAACUCAAUAGCUAUAUUGUGUAUUUUAAAGGCUUUAAUUUGACAUGUGCAGCAUGUUUAAGUAAAACAGCAAGUCACGUUUAAUUGCUCUGAUUAAUCAUAUAUCUGUAUCUGAUUAUGCACAACAUUGUCAAUUCUAUUCAGCCUGUGUCAUAUUGAUAAUUUCACAUUUGAAUUCUAUUAGGCUCUGUGUAUUAGUAAUAAUAAGUUCCUUCUAUGAACUGACAAAUCGAAAACUAAUAUUUCGUUUAUUCAUUUAUUUUCUUUUCGGCUUAGUCCCUUUAUUGAUCUGGGAUCGCCACAGUGGAAUGAACCACCAACUUAUCCAGCAUAUGUUUUGCGCAGCAGAUGCCCUUCCAGCUGCAACCCAUCACUGGGAAAUAAUAACAAUGUCUAACUGUAAUGUACUGUAGCUCAAUGCUGCCACCAAGAGGAGCACAACAACAUGAGCCUUGUUGACAACAAAACACAUGAAUUCACAGGCCUUGGGACUUCAUGGCUUUUAAGGGGAUUUAUUUUGAUGUUUGUCAUGUUAUGAUUUGUUUUUGAAGGAUUGUUUCUGUUUUAAACGAGGGGAAACACUGUAAAUGCUGGGCAGAGGAAAAUAAAAAGCAAAAGAGAAA
Messenger RNA from Danio rerio (zebrafish), 2309 nucleotides. Lineage: Eukaryota; Metazoa; Chordata; Actinopteri; Cypriniformes; Danionidae. The record is from RefSeq and is a predicted model, not a curated record.